This is a messenger RNA of Gregarina niphandrodes, 909 nucleotides long. RefSeq names its product putative transmembrane protein. The transcript is spliced from 2 exons. The record is from RefSeq and is a predicted model, not a curated record. The coding region runs from base 1 to 909 and encodes 302 amino acids. Lineage: Eukaryota; Apicomplexa; Conoidasida; Eugregarinorida; Gregarinidae.
AUGCGAAUAUCCGGCUCUGCUGCGGUUCUACUCUUUAGUCCCGCACGUUCUGUGUUUCCAUACCCAGUGGCUGGGGAUGUCGGCCGAUAUGUCUACGACGAAAUAGAUGUGGAAUCAGUUAUCGACGCCAACCAAGAACAAAAGUUGACCAAUUCCAUUACUGGCGCGCUCGCUGACGCGCGCGCACAAAAAGAACAGGCUUUAAAGCAAUCUUUGGGAAUAGCGGACACAUCGACGACUGGCGGAGAAGCGGACAAGUUGGGGACAAGUAAACGAACGAGUGUGCCUGGCAAGGGAGUGUUCUCAGUGGUUGAUACGAUUGGUUUAUUGGUAUCAAUUGUUGCGUUCUUCAAUUACAGUGCGCCUCAGAUGCAGCCUUUGUUGUCGGCCUGGUUCACUAGCUACGCGGCAUUCUACCUGGUAUGGAGCGCCUUGGAUAACAUGAUACCUUCAAUGCUUUCGAAUUAUUCGUUUGUUCUGUAUCUGGUAUCCCUUUCUGUUGCUGGCUGUGCGUCCAGAGUAGCUCCCGUCUCUCAAGAGAUCUAUGUUCUACGACUGGCUGCGGUCUACAUUGCAGAGGUCCUGGUCGGAAUUGUGGGUAUUGAAUACUGGGCGGUGAAUCUUCUCAUAGUGCUGGCUGCCCCCAUGCUGGCCUCUCCCAUGGUGACCGUUCCUGUGCUUGGGACAUUGAAUUUCCCAUUGACAACGGAGCUGGCAUGUUCGUGCUAUGGCAUCGUAGCCUCCAUCAGCAGCCUCUCAUGUCUCCAGCUUCAACCCUUUGCAUUUCUAGAGAAUUUGAUGCCUACUCUGAAAUCUUCCCUGCCGUGGAAUUGGACUUGGCUGCUUAGCCGGCUUGGCCGGUUUGUUGUACUGGCUGCUCUUUCAGCGGCAUUCAACCUUUACCGGUAA